This is a messenger RNA of Orycteropus afer afer, 1650 nucleotides long. Lineage: Eukaryota; Metazoa; Chordata; Mammalia; Tubulidentata; Orycteropodidae. The record is from RefSeq and is a predicted model, not a curated record.
AUGCAGCCUCUGAAAAAGUUGAUACCCGUCUCAAAGCCUCAAAACCUGCCUUUGCAUAAACAAAGUGAGGUCCGGAAAGCAGAUGUGUCUUGGCAGGAGAAAGCCAUCCCCAAAAUGGAGAUAUAUAACUCUGAGGCCUCUCGUCAAAAGUUCAGACAGUUCCAGUAUUUGGAAGUGGCUGGGCCUUAUGAAUCCCUAAGCCAACUCUGGGAGCUCUGCCGUCAGUGGCUGAGACCAGAGAUUCAUACAAAGAAUCAGAUCCUAGAGUUAUUGGUGCUAGAACAGUUUCUCAAAAUCCUCCCUGAAGAGGUCAGGAUUUGGGUAAAAUUACAACAUCCGAAGAACAUCAAAGAGGUGGUGACCCUCGUGGAGGAUGUGACUGAAAUGCUGAAAGACAAAGAUUUACCCUGUAAGGAUUCUGUCCUUCAGAAGGGGAGCAUAAAGGAGGAGGAAAUGGAAGCUGAUUCAAUAAUAGGCAAAUCCCAGGAACCAGUGACAUUCAAAGAUGUGGUUGUGGAAUUCAGUGAGGAAGAGUGGGGACAACUGGAUCCUGCUGCAAAGAACCUGUACAAGGAUGUGAUGUUGGAGAACUACAGGAACCUGAAUUCAUUACAUAAAGGACAUCUACUUUCCAAACCAGUUGAGAUUUUCAAGUUGGAGAGUAAGCAAAAACCAUAAAUAAUGGAGGACUAUUUUUGGAAAGAACCAGUUUUAGACAGGGAAACUAUUUCAGAAAAUCAAGUUUCAGUUCCAAAGAAGAGGAUUUCUGGAGAAAAAUCAUCCCAUGAAGUGAUGAUGAGAAGUAGACUCUCUUCCUUAGAUGUCUGGAAAGGUGAUGAUUGGUUGUACAGACACCAGGAAAAUCGGGACAUAUAUUUGCCACAAGAAACUUUCAUUCAUAAGGCAAUCCACGCUGAGAAAAGAGAAUAUAAGUGUGCUGAAUAUGAGAAAAGCUUUAAUGUUAAGUCAGUUAGCUCAAUUUGUGAUAUGCAACAGGGAAUUCCUAUGAGAAAGGGAUCCCCAAAGUGUGACAGAUUUAAAACCAACUUCAAACUUAAUUUAUACUCAGUAGAUAAGCAACAUGCAGAAUAUAAUAAAUGGGGGAAAACGCUGAACCAGCAUACAGAUAUUAUUCAACACCAAGAAACUCCUAUCAAAAUGAAUUCCUAUGAAUGUUAUCAAUGUGGGAAAGCCUUCAGCCGAAGUUCAUCCCUUAUUCGACAUCAGAUCAUUCACACAGGAGAAAGACCAUAUAAAUGCAGUGAAUGUGGGAGAUUUUUCAACCGACGUACAAACCUUACUAAACAUCAGAAAAUUCACAGUGACACAAAGAUUGAUAGAAGUAAUAGAUGUGGAAACACCUUCGGUAAUAGUAAAAACUAUAAUAAAAAUCCAAUACUACAUUCUAGAGAUAAUCCCUAUCAAUGUGUUGAGUGUGGAAAAUCCUUCAGUCGGAGCUCCUCCCUUAUUCGACAUCAAAUGAUUCAUACAGGAGAGAAACCAUUCAAAUGUAAGGGAUGUGAAAAAACCUUCAAUAGGAGUUCAAACCUUAUUAAACACCAAAAGCUUCAUACUCGAGAGAAGUAUUGUGAAAGAAAGCAAUGCAAGAGUGCCUCCACUCAGAGUGCAGAACUCAUUCAAAUUCCAUGA